AUGGCGAUGGGUUACUUCCGGGCGCCGAGGAGGCUGUACGGGAGGAAGCCGGAGAGGGAGCAGCACCGGGAGAGCCUGAGCGCCGCCCUGCUCGUCGACGAAGGCGAGGCAGCGGCCGCGGCCGGCGCGGUGCCCAGGGGGUACUUCGCCGUGUACGUCGGCGCGGAGGCGCGGCGGUUCGUGGUGCCGACGAGCUACCUCAGCCAGCCGGUGUUCAGGGAGCUGAUGGAGCGCGCCGCGGAGGAGUUCGGCUUCGACCAGGCCGGCGGGCUCCGCAUCCCUUGCCGCGAGGAGGACUUCGAGGCCACCAUCGCCGCGCUCGAGGAGUCGAGGCGCCGCGGCGGCGGCCGAGCGCGAGGAGCGGGCGCCGGACCAACGCGGUGGGCUCGUUGCAGCUAG
Molecule: messenger RNA, 399 nt
Organism: Panicum hallii
Lineage: Eukaryota; Viridiplantae; Streptophyta; Magnoliopsida; Poales; Poaceae
Product: auxin-induced protein 15A-like
Exons: 1
Coding region: 1-399 (132 amino acids)
Biological process (GO): response to auxin
Source: RefSeq, a predicted model, not a curated record